AUGGCGCCAAAAGCAGAGAAGAAGCCAGCUGAGAAGAAGCCUGCGGAAGAGAAGAAAGCCGCCGUUGCUGAAAAAGCCCCUGCCGAGAAAAAGCCAAAGGCCGGGAAGAAGCUUACCAAGGAAGCUGGCGCCGGUGCCGCCGAUAAGAAGAAGAAGAGAAGCAAGAAGAAUGUGGAGACAUACAAGAUCUACAUCUUUAAGGUGUUGAAGCAGGUCCAUCCUGACAUCGGGAUCUCAAGCAAGGCUAUGGGGAUUAUGAAUUCGUUCAUUAAUGACAUCUUCGAGAAGCUUGCUUCAGAAUCAUCGAAGCUUGCGAGGUACAACAAGAAGCCGACGAUUACGUCGAGGGAGAUUCAGACAGCGGUCAGGUUGGUUUUGCCCGGGGAGUUGGCAAAACAUGCUGUCUCAGAAGGGACAAAGGCUGUUACCAAAUUUACUAGCUCUUAG
Molecule: messenger RNA, 447 nt
Organism: Lactuca virosa
Lineage: Eukaryota; Viridiplantae; Streptophyta; Magnoliopsida; Asterales; Asteraceae
Source: the annotation of a GenBank genome assembly